AUGUCUGCCCUCGAAGAGCUCGCCGAGAAGCUCUACCCCCACGCCGGGUUCAUCGGUGGCCUUGUCAUGGCUGUCAUCCUCGGCCUCGUCAUUUUCAGGCAAGAAAAGAGUAGGAAGGUUCUUGACCCUGUCGAGUGGAGGUCUUUCAAGCUCAUUGCAAAGGACCACUUGUCCCACAACACCGCUCUCUACAAGUUUGCUCUCCCCCGAUCUACCGAUUCUCUGGGUCUCCCCGUAGGCCAGCAUAUCUCUGUCGCGGCCGAAAUCGACGGCAAGCAGGUUGUGAGGUCUUACACUCCCACUACUUUGGACAAUGACAAGGGACACUUUGACUUGGUCGUCAAGACUUACGAAAAGGGAAACAUCUCCCGAUACCUCUCUCUUCUUACUAUCGGUCAGGAGGUCAAGGUCAAGGGCCCCAAGGGCAAGUUUGUAUACACUCCCAACACUUUCCCCGCUCUUGUCAUGAUUGCUGGCGGGACUGGUAUUACCCCGAUGUACCAGAUCAUCCGAGAGUCGAUUCAGACCCCCGGCGACAAGACCAAGCUCUCUUUGAUUUACGCCAACGUUGAGGAGGAUGACAUCUUGCUCCGCGAGGACCUCGACCACCUCCAGGCCCAUUCCAAUGGCCGCUUCACCGUCCACUACGUCCUCAACAAAGCCCCCGAGAACUGGACUGGCGGUGUCGGAUUCGUGACCAAGGAGAUGAUCGAGCAGGCCAUGCCCGAGGGUGGUGUUGGAUCUGCUACCCACGGUGAGGGCCACAAGGUGCUCAUGUGUGGACCUCCUCCCAUGAUCACUGCCAUGAAGGGGCACCUUGCCCAGAUUGGCUACCCCGCUCCCAGGGCCAUGUCCAAGCUCGAGGACCAGGUCUUCCUCUUCUAA
This is a messenger RNA of Cryptococcus wingfieldii CBS 7118, 885 nucleotides long. Its product is annotated as NADH-cytochrome b5 reductase 1. The transcript has 7 exons. Lineage: Eukaryota; Fungi; Basidiomycota; Tremellomycetes; Tremellales; Cryptococcaceae. Gene Ontology annotation, molecular function: oxidoreductase activity. The record is from RefSeq and is a predicted model, not a curated record. Bases 1 to 885 code for a protein of 294 amino acids.